Messenger RNA from Microcebus murinus (gray mouse lemur), 10131 nucleotides. NCBI's taxonomy places the organism in Eukaryota, Metazoa, Chordata, Mammalia, Primates, Cheirogaleidae. The record is from RefSeq and is a predicted model, not a curated record.
CCGCGUGACGACUUCCAGCCCAGCGCCAGGCUCUAGGUCGAGAGCCAUACUUAAUCGCUUUGCAGUUUAGAGCUCAGGUCUUGGUUUCCAAAACUCCGAGGGAAACGGUGCCGGCGUCGCUUUUCUAAGAAGCUCAGUGCAGCGUUUUGACACCUGUGCAAACGUCUCUUCCAGCAUGUAAUUUCCGGUCAAAUUAUUUGAGGCAGGACUGUGAGUUUAAGAAAGGGUGGCGAGUAAGUGAGCUGUACAGGAGUGGGAACUUAGUAAACAAAGGACCGCUGGUUUAUAAGUGCAGAAAUGAGGGCAGGGAAGCACAGGUAGGAAGAGCAGGUGUUAUUUUUUUUUUUUUUUUCAUUCUGUGAACUAGCUGUCUUUGGCUAGUUCUCUGUUCACGGGGUUCCUGUUUCUGUUAAACAGUCAAGUGGGUCUCUAUCCUCAGUGGAAGGUGUCUGGAACAUUAAUAGACCUUUCCAAGCUCCAGUAACUACAGUUGAGAAAUCUAUGUGUGCAAAGAGUGUGGAGAAGUUAGGGAUCAUUGUGGUAGUGUCUUUUUCUGAAGAUUUUUGCCUUGCCUUUCGAACCCUGGGAAAGCCUCCCAAGGGUUCGAAAGGCAGGGUGGAAGCAGGGAGGGGUGAAGAUGGUCUGAAAGGAGGGGUUACUGAUGGCAGACCAAUGUGAGAAACCAAAGUGCAAUCCUUUUGAGGGGAGACCACUUUCCCAGGGCUCGCGUCGCCAGAGCAGACACGUGGAUCAUGAGAAGUCUCGAGCCCACCCGCGCGCUGCCGAAUGGGAAGGCCAUUGUGACUAUGUGGUGACUACAGUUAUCUUACUGCUGAAUUCCCCACUGGAAUCAUGGAGGAGAAACAGAUUAUAUUGGCUAAUCAAGAUGGUGGGACAGUGGCAGGAGCAGCACCCACCUUCUUUGUUAUCUUAAAACAGCCAGGAAAUGGCAAAACUGAUCAAGGAAUUUUGGUUACUAAUCGUGAUGCCUGUGCUUUGGCAAGUAGUGUGUCAUCACCAGGAAAAUCUAAAGGGAAGAUUUGCCUUCCAGCUGAUUGUACUCUGGGAGGAAUCACUGUCACCCUCGAUAACAAUAGUAUGUGGAAUGAGUUCUAUCAUCGAAGCACAGAGAUGAUUCUGACCAAGCAAGGAAGACGUAUGUUUCCUUACUGUCGUUAUUGGAUAACAGGUUUAGAUUCCAAUUUGAAGUAUAUCCUUGUGAUGGAUAUAUCUCCUGUGGAUAACCAUCGUUACAAGUGGAAUGGUCGUUGGUGGGAACCCAGUGGGAAGGCUGAGCCUCAUGUUUUGGGGAGGGUUUUUAUUCAUCCAGAAUCUCCUUCUACUGGUCAUUAUUGGAUGCAUCAACCAGUAUCUUUCUAUAAACUCAAACUUACCAACAAUACACUGGACCAAGAAGGGCAUAUCAUCUUGCACUCUAUGCAUCGCUACUUGCCAAGACUUCAUUUGGUGCCUGCAGAAAAGGCUACAGAAGUGAUACAGUUAAAUGGCCCUGGUGUCCACACUUUCACCUUCCCACAGACUGAAUUCUUUGCAGUAACAGCUUAUCAGAAUAUUCAGAUUACCCAGUUGAAAAUAGAUUACAAUCCAUUUGCAAAAGGCUUUCGGGAUGAUGGGCUGAAUAGUAAGCCCCAGAGAGAUGGAAAACAAAAGAAUAGCUCUGAUCAAGAAGGGAAUAGUGUUCCCAGUUCUCCUGGUCAUCGAGUCCGCCUUAUAGACGGUGAGGGGUUAGAGAUACAGCCAGGUGAUUUGGAUCCUGUAUCAAGGGGUCAUGAAACAUUUGGCAAGGGUUUGGAGAAGACUUCUCUUAAUAUAAAACGAGACUUUCUUGGUUUCAUGGAUAAUGAUUCAGCACUUGAAGUUCCUCAAUUGAAGCAAGAGGUUUCUGAAAGUCUUGUUGCCAACAAUUUUGAAGAUGGUUCCCGUAUAGUCUCACCAUUAGACCCAAAUGGAAGCUUCAAUGUUGUCAUUAAAGAGGAACCUCUGGAUGAUUAUGACUAUGAAAUUGGUGAGUGCCCAGAAGGGGUCACUGUGAAACAGGAAGAGACAGAUGAAGAGACAGAUGUAUACUCAAACAGCGAUGACGAUCCCAUACUAGAGAAACAACUAAAGAGACACAAUAAAGUUGAUAACCUAGAAGCUGACCAUCUGUCUUCUAAUUGGCUACCAAGCAGUCCAUCAGGUGUUGCGAAAGCGAAAAUGUUCAAAUUAGACAGUGGAAAGAUGCCAGUAGUCUAUCUGGAGCCUUGUGCUGUCACCAAAAGCACAGUGAAGAUUUCUGAGCUGCCUGAUAACAUGCUUUCCGCAUCUCGAAAGGAUAAAUCUUCUAUGUUGGCAGAAUUAGAAUAUUUGCCUACAUACAUUGAAAAUUCCAGUGAGACUGGCUUCUGCUUAGGCAAGGAAUCAGAAAAUGGUCUUGGAAGACAUUCACCAGAUCUCAGAGUGGUACAAAAAUAUCCCUUACUUAAAGAGACUCCGUGGAAAUAUCCUGAUAUAUCUGACAGCAUUAGCACUGAAAGAAUACUUGACAGUUCAAAAGAUUCAACUGGGGACUCACUUUCAGAAAAAGAGGACUUGGGCAGAAAGAGAACAACUAUGCUAAAGAUUGCAGUGGCACCAAAGGCUGUGAGUGUUAGUCAGAAUGCCCCUUCAAAUGUCCCUGGAAAAAGAGGAAGACCACGGAAACUGAAACUUUCUAAGGCAGGGCGACCACCUAAAAACACAGGAAAGUCUCUAACUGCUACAAAGAACACCCCUGUAGGCCCUGGAAGUACGUUUCCAGAUGUAAAGCCUGAUCUGGAAGAUGUGGAUGGUGUUCUCUUUGUUUCCUUUGAAUCUAAGGAAGCUCUAGAUAUUCAUGCAGUCGAUGGGACAACAGAAGAACCAUCUAGUCUUCAGGCAUCAACCACAAAUGACCCAGGCUGCAGAGCAAGAAUUUCCCAGUUGGAAAAGGAAUUGAUAGAAGAUUUGAAGUCCUUGAGGCAUAAGCAGGUGAUACAUCCUGGUCUCCAAGAAGUGGGCUUAAAAUUGAAUUCAGUGGAUCCAACAAUGAGCAUUGAUCUUAAAUACUUGGGAGUACAGCUACCUUUGGCUCCAGCUACUAGCUUUCCUUUUUGGAACCUUACAGGAACCAACCCUGCGUCUCCUGAUGCUGGAUUUCCAUUUGUUUCUAGGACAGGGAAAACCAAUGACUUCACCAAGAUCAAGGGAUGGAGGGGAAAGUUUCAUAGUGCUUCUGCAUCUAGGAAUGAAGGUGGAAAUUCAGAAAGUUCACUGAAAAACCGUUCUGCUUUCUGUAGUGAUAAGCUAGAUGAAUACUUGGAAAACGAAGGCAAGCUAAUGGAAACAAACAUGGGUUUCUCUGCCAAUGCUCCCACAUCUCCUGUGGUAUACCAGCUUCCCACCAAGAGUACCAGCUAUGUACGAACACUUGAUAGUGUACUAAAGAAACAAUCUACCAUAUCCCCUUCUACCUCUUACUCUUUGAAGCCUCAUUCUGUACCUGCUGCCUCUCGAAAGGCAAAGUCUCAAAACAAACAGGCAACUUUUAGUGGCCGAACUAAAUCAUCUUAUAAAUCCAUUUUACCAUACUCUGUUUCACCAAAGCAAAAACACUCUCAUAUGAUUCUAGGAGAUAAGGUUACCAAGAAUUUUUCAAGCACCAUCUCAGAAAAUCAGGUGAAUAACCUUGUUGUGCCAACUUUAGAUGAAAAUGUAUUUCCAAAGCAGAUUAGUUUGCGGCAGGCACAACAGCAGCAACAACAACAGCAACAAGGAACUCGCCCUCCGGGCUUGUCUAAAUCUCAGGUGAAACUAAUGGACCUGGAAGACUGUGCACUUUGGGAAGGAAAACCAAGGACCUAUAUCACAGAAGAACGAGCAGAUGUAUCUUUAACAACUCUGCUUACAGCCCAAGCAUCUCUCAAAACUAAACCUAUCCACACAAUCAUAAGGAAACGAGCUCCUCCUUGCAACAAUGACUUCUGUCGACUGGGUUGUGUAUGCUCCAGUCUAGCUUUGGAGAAACGCCAACCUGCUCACUGCCGCCGACCAGACUGCAUGUUUGGUUGCACUUGUUUGAAAAGAAAAGUUGUGCUUGUCAAAGGGGGAUCCAAAGCGAAGCAUUUUCAGAGGAAGUCUGCCCAUCGAGAUCCAGUAUUUUAUGAUACUCUGGGAGAGGAGGCAAGGGAGGAAGAAGAAGGAGUCAAGGAAGAGGAAGAACAAUUGAAAGAGAAAAAGAAGAGAAAGAAGCUGGAAUACACUAUAUGUGAAACAGAACCUGAACAGCCUGUACGACAUUACCCAUUAUGGGUAAAAGUGGAAGGUGAAGUAGAUCCAGAGCCAGUUUAUAUCCCAACGCCUUCUGUCAUUGAGCCUAUGAAACCAUUGUUGUUGCCUCAGCCAGAAGUUUUAUCUACUACUGUGAAGGGCAAACUGCUCACUGGAAUUAAACCUGCACGAGCAUAUACUCCCAAACCCAAUCCCGUGAUUCGGGAAGAGGACAAAGAUCCGGUCUACUUGUACUUUGAAAGUAUGAUGACUUGUGCCCGAGUUCGAGUAUAUGAACGAAAAAAAGAGGAACAGAGACAACCCUCCCCCUCCCCCUCCCCAUCUCCAUCAUUUCAGCAGCAGAGCUCAUGUCAUUCUAGUCCUGAGAACUAUACUGUAAAGGAACCUGAUUCUGAACAACAGCCCUUAAAACAACUCACCUGUGACUUGGAGGAGGAUUCUGAUAAAUCACAAGAAAAGAGCUGGAAGUCUUCCUGCAAUGAAGGGGAAUCCUCUUCUACCUCUUACAUGCAUCAGAGGUCACCUGGUGGUCCCACCAAACUGAUAGAGAUCAUCUCAGACUGCAACUGGGAGGAGGAUCGAAACAAGAUUUUGAGCAUCUUAUCCCAGCACAUCAAUAGCAGCAUGCCACAAUCACUUAAGGUGGGCAGCUUCAUCAUUGAGUUGGCUUCUCAGCGAAAGAGCCGGGGUGAGAAGAACCCUCCUGUUUAUUCUUCUCGUGUGAAAAUCUCUAUGCCAUCAUGUCAAGACCAAGAUGAUAUGGCUGAGAAAUCUGGAUCAGAGACUCCUGAUGGUCCAUUGUCCCCUGGGAAAAUGGAUGAUAUCUCUCCUGUGCAGACAGAUGCCUUGGAUUCAGUGAGGGAGAGAUUACAUGGAGGCAAAGGUCUGCCUUUUUAUGCAGGGCUUUCUCCUGCAGGGAAGCUUGUGGCCUAUAAACGUAAACCCAGUUCAAGUACAUCUGGGCUUAUCCAGAAUAACUGUGUAGAAUACAUUGAGGAUGAUGAGGAACAGGUGGACAUUGAGACUAUAGAAGAGCUCUCAGAGGAAAUUAAUGUUGCCCACAUGAAGACCACAGCUGCCCACACACAGUCAUUUAAACAGCCGUGCCGUACCCAUAGCUCUACAGAUGAAAAAGCUGCUGAAAGGAGUCGAAAGGCUCCACCAGUUCCUCUCAAACUGAAGUCUGAUUACUGGAGUGACAAACUACAGAAGGAAGCAGAAGCCUUUGCUUAUUAUCGCCGGACACACACUGCCAAUGAGCGGCGGCGCCGUGGUGAAAUGAGGGAUCUGUUUGAGAAAUUAAAGGCCACAUUGGGAUUACUUCAUUCUUCCAAAGUUUCCAAAAGUCUCAUUCUUACUCGGGCAUUCAGUGAAAUCCAGGGACUAACAGAUCAGGCAGACAAAUUGAUAGGACAGAAAAAUCUCCUGACUCGAAAACGAAAUAUUCUGAUACGGAAAGUAUCAUCUCUCUCAGGUAAGACAGAGGAAGUGGUCCUGAAGAAGCUAGAGUAUAUUUAUGCAAAGCAACAAGCACUAGAGGCACAAAAAAGAAAAAAGAAGAUGGGAUCAGAUGAGUUUGAUGUGUCUCACAGAAGUAGCAAACAGCAGGAAGGAUCUUCUGCAUCAUCUGUCGAUGUUGGACAGAUGUUUAUAAAUAACAGGAGGGGCAAACCUUUGAUUCUUUCCAGAAAAAGAGACCAGGCCACAGAAAAUACCUCACCCUCGAAUACUCCACACACCUCUGCAAACCUUGUGAUGACUCCACAAGGGCAACUGCUCACUUUGAAAGGUCCCCUAUUCUCAGGACCAGUAGUAACUGUUUCUCCUGGUCUCUUAGAAGCUGAUCUUAAGCCUCAAGUUGGCAGCAGUGCUAUGCCUCAAUCAGAAAAUGAUGACUUAUUUAUGAUGCCACGAAUUGUUAAUGUGACAUCACUGGCCACAGACGGAAGUUUGGUAGAUAUGGGUGGCAGUAAAUAUCCUCAUGAGGUUCCUGAUGGCAAGCCACCUGACCACCUGACAGAUACCAUCAGGAAUAAAGAUAACUCCUUAGAGGAUUCGGGUAGAAUCUCUUCCAGAGGAAACCAUAGAGAUGGCAGAAUGACAUUGGGUCCAACGCAGGUUUUUCUGGCAAAUAAAGAUUCUGGUUUUCCACAAAUAGUUGAUGUUUCCAGUAUGCAGGAAGCACAGGAGUUCUUACCUAAAAAGAUUUCUGGUGAUAUCAGAGGGAUUCAGUAUAAAUGGAAAGAGAAUGAAUCAAGAGGGGAGAGACUGAAGUCAAAGCAAUCUUCAUUUCAUAAAUUAAAAAUGAAAGAUCUGAAGGACUCAAGCAUAGAGAUGGAACUGAGGAAAGUAACAUCAGCUAUAGAGGAAGCAGCACUUGAUUCCAGUGAACUGCUAACUAACAUGGAAGACGAGGAUGAUACGGAUGAGACACUGACUUCUCUGCUUAAUGAGAUUGCCUUUCUUAAUCAACAACUAAAUGAUGACACUGUUAGCCUUGCUGAACUGCCGAGCACUGUGGAUACAGAGUUCCCAGGGGAUGCUCGACGGGGUUUUAUCAGUAAGCUUCCCUCUGGGAACAGUGCAACUUUCCAGGUUGGCCACUUGGGAACUGGUUUGAAAGAGUUGCCUGAUGUUCAAGGGGAGAGUGACUCUACUAGUCCCCUCCUUUUGCACUUAGAAGAUGAUGACUUUUCUGAGAAUGAAAAACAACUUGCAGAACCAGCCUCUGAGCCAGAUGUACUUAAGAUUGUUAUUGACUCUGAGAUAAAGGAUUCCCUUAUUUCCCACAGGAAAACUAGUGAUGGAGGGAAGAGUACUUCUGACCUCCCUGCAGAGCCUGAAAGUGUGUCCUCACCCCCCCUCCUACACAUGAGGACUGGCCUGGAGAAUAGCAGCAGCACGGAUACUUUGUGGAGGCCUAUGCCAAAGUUGGCACCUCUAGGUUUAAAAGUAGCUAAUCCUUGCAAUGAUGCAGAUGGUCAGAGUCUCAAGGUGAUGCCUUGUUUGGCACCUAUAGCUGCCAAAGUUGGGUCAGUUGGACACAAAAUGAACUUAACAGGGAGUGACCAGGAAGGCCGGGAGAGCAAGGUGAUGCCUACAUUGGCACCUGUUUUGGCUAAAUUGGGCAACUCUGGGGUCUCACCAAGUUCUGCAGGGAAAUGAAUUCAUUUGUCCUUAGGCAGAAGCCAGGCUAUGAGGGAAAAUUGAAUCUCACCUCCUUUCUCUGCAGGCAUCUCUUUAUUUGUGUCUUGGAACUUUGGUCCUUGACUUUGUUGAUGAGGUGGAUAAUAGAGAAAGGGGGUAGGGUGCUGACCCUGGUAUAAGAAAUACUAUGAAAUUCUGAUCAUGUUAAAAUGUGUUACCUCACUUGUGGUGCUGGGUCCCCUCAUCCUUUCUAAGAAGAUGUGAUCCAUUACUAAACACGAGGUGCCCCUCUUACCCAAGGAAUUCAUAACAAGACUGUGGUUCCAUAGUGGUUCCUAGUUCUUCCCCUCGAGAGAACAGGCUGCUUGCAACUUUGGAGUUGCUAUGGACUGAAGGUAGCUGAUAGCUGUUGGAUUAAGUCUGAAAUCUAAGGAAUGUGAUGCACUUGUACAAAGGGAUCCAGAAAAGAGAAGUUUUAAUUGAUGUUUCAAGAAUAGGGAGAGAGAGGAUGGGUACCAUGGAAUACCAAAGUGAAGGACUUUGUGUCAUUUGGGAGAAUUUUCUCUUUCAUAUACCAAGUAGCUUCCAUUCCCUCACUUUUUCAAUUAGAAUUACAAAUUCAAGCCUUCUGGUAACGUAGGAUGCGUUUAACUUUUAUUAUUAAGGUAAUUAUUUUGAGAUGUUACAGAAAAUAGUAGUUCUAGUUCUCCCUUAUUGGGUGGGUGGGUGUUGAAAAGCUCAUUUCACAGUGCCAGGGAUUUCUACUAGGAAUAUGUAUUUUGGAAGUAACAUGGAGGGAGCCUUACCCCUUUCACAAAUCACAUCAUUCAAGAAACAGCUAAAGUGAAAUGCAUUUUCUCCCCAUGCCAGAGAUAGUGGCCAAAAUCCAAAAUUGUGGGGCUGGAUAUUUCCCAAAUCAAACCAGCUUCCUGGUGCUUGAAGGUUUCAUUCAAUAUUACCUGCAGAGGAUGUAAAGAAAAGUCACAGUAGGCACUCUUUACCAGGGAAAUGAGGCAGUAUUUGAAUCACAAGAUAUAUUUUUUAUCUGCUACCAUGGAUUCAAUGAUCUGUAGAGCUUUUUCACUUGUUAGCUGUCAGAGUAUGAAGGACUGACAGUCUGUAAAGAUAAAGAUAUUUAUAUUUUUGUAUAGUUGUUUUCAUAGAUUUCUCAAAGGCUGAAGUUUUCAACCUAGAAGAUGAGAUUUGUAUUGAGUAUAGAAAUGAUGUUUCCUAUCUAGUUUGUAAAUAAUCAUGGUGCACUUGAGGGGUCUCUUGGAAACUCCUGGGGGCAAGAAUCACUAUUCUGAAACUGUAUAGACUGGGAUUUAGCUGCUGCAUUUUGCCUUUCUUAAAUAAUUAUAUUUUGGAAUGUAACCCCUGUUCUGUCUUCAUUGACAGGAUAUACUUGUGUUGUAAAACACUAACACAAGAGCUUCCAGUGCCUGGGCUGUGCCUAGGUUGAUGUUAUUUCUUCUACAUCCCCUGCCUUCUUUAUCCCAAAUCCCACUCUGCAUAUAGUCAGACCUAGGUUGUGAAACCAACUUUGGAAUGGAUAAUAGCCAGUGAAUUACUACUUCCAUAGUUGGUUCCCUAUUAACUCUGGUAAUCAACAGAUUGAAAAGGGUAGAAAACUUUCUCUGCAAAUUUGCAGUAUGAUCAAGUUCUUGUUGGUUUUGUGCUGCUUGCUUUCCUAGACCUGCUCAUCAGCACUUAACCUUCCCUCCCCUAAAGGUUACUGAAGAAGCUUGAAGUAGGUAAAGAAUGCUACUCAGCUUCUUGUCCCUUCCACUCUACCCAGCAGAUUUCAUUCAAUGCCUUAGCCAAGGAGUCCAGCACCUGUCUCCCCUGCUAGUAAUUGUUCUUAGAGAUGCUAGUACUUUAACCCAGGUAUGGCAGUUUCCCAUUAUUUCCUUGCUUGUCUUUUCCCUACAUUUCCUCCUGACUUCCCAAGCCUCUUGUGGCUGUUGAGGGUCAGCCAAGGAGCAGGCAAGUGAGUGAAUAAUCCUCAGGAAAAGAAGGACCAUUUUAGCUUCUGAACACUUCCUUUUUUUUUUUUUUUAGAAGGAAAUAGGCAAACAGGUAAUAAUUCUUGAUUGGAGGAUAUUUAACUCUGUUUAUGAGAGAUAUAUAAAGAUGGAAGUGAAGGAUGAUGCCAGGUGUUUAUGGGGAAGGCUGCAGAUGUUACUACAAACCCAAAAGAUAGUGUUCUCAAGACCUCUUAGAACUAAGUGUCCUCAGAGCUAAUUUGGGGAGGGUUCCGUCUUCAAAACAAUCCUGCAGUCUUGACAAAAAUCUAAAUUUCCAAAAACUCCUACCCUUUAACCUUACCCCAGGAGAAACUAAUUAUGAAAAUUACAUGAGUGAUUAUGAAAGAUGAAGAGUGAGAGGAGUUGAGGAACCUGGAAGACAGUGAGCUCUCAACCUAACUCUAUAAGAAGCAUGAUCUCAGUAGACCAAUAAUUCGCCUUUUUAUAACAUCUGUAAAUAAAUGGAAUGUUUUUAAGAAUAUAAUUAUGUCAGAUUUAGCAUUUUCUUUUAUAUAUUAAAUAUAUAUCUUUCCUUUUCUGCUUUUGAAAAGUGACUAUUUUUUUUAGAAACCUAAGAACCGAAGGAGUUUGGUGAUGGGAAGGCAGAAUGUAUAAACCUGGAAUAAAUCAGUUGUAACAAUUAAAGCAG